AUGGAAUUGCACGGUGUCGGCCCACUGCGGGCCGCGGCAGGUCGCUUCCCUGGGCGGCCGCUGAGGGCGUGCGGCCUGGGCGCUGGGUGUCUGGCCUCGGCGCCGGCUGCUCCGCCGCCGCCGGCGCAGUCUGGUUCGCCGGGCCGCCAGGUACCGCUGCGCCGCCCCGGCCCGCGCCCCGCCCACCACACUCGCACGCACACACCUGCGGAGGCCUCAGAAACCCGACACCUCGCGCCGGGCCAAACCGCCACCUCCUCCUCGCGUGAGCCGUGCGCGCCUCUGACGGUCGCCUUGACGAGCGGCGCGGCGCCACCAAAUCUUGAUUGCCGCGCGCCGCGGUCGCCGGCCAGAACCAAGAGCGGCGGUUGCCUCGCGCGAGGCACGUCCCGCGGCGGAGAAGUUAUGAAGCAAAAGCAUCUGUUACCAAGUGUUUCCGUACCUCGCAAUACUGUGACGUCCACAGAGAGGGAAAAAAUUAAGAAUAAGACUGUAAAAUCCAAGAGAUGCGUGCCGGUGUUAAUCGCUGCGGUGCGCGCGUGUGACGUCGUCGCCGGCCCGAGUGACGUCGUGCUUGGCCACCCCCUCCCUCCAACCCCUCCGCCCGCGCCCCCGCGGCUGCAGCGCGACGCCCGGGCGCCUGGCCCUCGCGCGCUGGCGGAGGCGGCGGCACAUGCGCUGCACAGUUCCUGCGCGGUUUUGCCAUUCCCCAGUGCGCAAUCCCGUUGCAAGGCGUGUUUGUCGCCGGAGUGUUGGCACAUGUUCGCUCUCCGAAGAGCCAGCCGAGUGAGAAGCGAGGUUCGCUUGUUUCCGCGGCCGUUAUCAAGAGCCCAGCCCAACCCAACCCAACCAGCCCAGGCCGCCACCUCCGCCGCUGGUUUUGUGUACCAGAUGGCUAUCGCGCGGGGGAGUGUUUCCGGUGGCCUCGGCCGCUUCCGGCGCUCGCGGAAUGCACGCCGCUCGCCGCUCAUUUGUUUUUCUAUCCGGCGGCGGCGGCGGCGUCGCGGCGGCGAUGCCCACGGCCGGCGCUCGGUUUUCGCCAACGGGAAGCAGACGCCGCCGCCGCCCCAGGUGGCGCGUCCGGCGCGCAUUCGCGGAAUGCGGCGUCAAGGGCACUGGGCAGCGGAAGACUAUUUAUUACACUGCAUCACUUUCAGGGGCGUGUCCUUCGUGUAUGAAAGUCACCUCUGGCUGAGACGCGCAAUGCUCUCCUGCGCGUGCGUUAAAAGUUAUAUUGGACAGCGACGCACUCUCGACUGUUAUCCGGUAAACAUGCUGCAAUCCCUCUCCCCUACCCUCAUAACACAUGGUGUCGCCACGCGUUCGGUGUUGGUGGCAGGUGAUGAUUUUCGAGCUUUGAUACGCCUCACGCAUAGCGCGCCAAUCGCGCGGCAUCAGGCCGUUGUGUUUCCUCGAGAAGUCACGCCGGAGAAACUCAAUCUAAUAUUUCAUUGGUACGAUUGUGUUCGCGAAGUGACACCGUUCUUCAGCGCCGACGGUAUCUCCUCGUAUCACGGUCAACGGCAGCGUCGUUCAGGUGGCGUAGGCGGCGACGAUGGCUGGCGGUGGGGGCGGGGCCGAAGUUCGUAUUUCGUAAGCGGCGGCGGCCCUGAGCCACCGCGCGCGCGCCUUAUGCAAUCGCUGUGUGACCAUCCGCGCGCUGCUCGCUCCGUGCUCCACAUGCUGCCCCUGCACCUGCGCGAAGUGGAAUUGUUUUCUUCAGAAAUUGUCAUGUUGGCCAAGUCACUUGUUCGAACGACGUACAUAUAUGUUCGUAGAAGAUCGAGCAAAAUAACGCGCUGGACUGCAGAUGAAUACUAUAAGGUAAGAUGUUUGUCUUUUCACAACUAUGCCAGAAAUCGAGACUUUGACUGUCAAGUACUAAUUGGGCUUGUGAGCGCACCAAGAGCUCAGCAGGCCAUUAACAGUUGCAGUGAACUUAUAUUUCGCUACAAUUCUGCUCAGUGUCCGUCUGUCUCAAUCGACCAACACCUCUUCCAUUCCCGUUGCUGUUUAUUCGACGGGACGUUAUAUAUGCGCAUAAUUGAGUUAAUGCAGAAGUUCAUGCGAACAUUCACAGGGAAGUGCAUUUACGCGCCCGAACUAUCAGUCAACCAGACCGAAUCUCGCCAUCCAGCGGGAGUAGUCAUCGCUCCGCCUCCCGCGAUAAAGUGUGCACUACAUUUAAGGACUGUGACGCUGAGGUUGACGCGCGCGGAAAGCCCCGAUGUGCUUGGCGGCGAGCGAAGGCUGUAG
Gryllus bimaculatus (two-spotted cricket) is the source of this 2256-nucleotide messenger RNA. Lineage: Eukaryota; Metazoa; Arthropoda; Insecta; Orthoptera; Gryllidae. The record is from the annotation of a GenBank genome assembly.